Molecule: messenger RNA, 1047 nt
Organism: Taeniopygia guttata (zebra finch)
Lineage: Eukaryota; Metazoa; Chordata; Aves; Passeriformes; Estrildidae
Source: RefSeq, a predicted model, not a curated record
AUGGCUGCGCCGCUGCCCGCCGGGGCGCUCCCUCCGCCUCCUGCUCCUUCUCUUCCUCGAGCAGCGGACACAGGGAGCCCCGAUCGGCGGCGGCAGCACCGCGCCCGGCCUGGCCUCCCGGGGCAAGGGGCGGGACGGGGCGCAGGGUGCGGGAGGGUCCUCCCUGCCUUCUCCUGCUCGCCGCCGCCGAGUUACGCGGACAUCGAGAGAAACGACAGGGGCGGCCGCCGCCCCGCCGCAACUUCGGCGUCCCGGGGCAGGAUCCAGGAUCCAGCCACCGCCCCGCGCCGGUGGCGCCUCCCCCGUGCCACCGGGACCCUCCCGCUGGGCAGGGCCGCCGGGGGCUUCGCUCCCUCCCGCCCGCCCCUCCGAGCUCAGCGCCGGCCGCCGCGGCUCCCUGCUCGCUCCUUCUUCCUCCUCCCCCUGCGCCGGGAGGAGGGGAUCGGCAGCACGCCUGCCGUCCCUUCCUCGCCUUCCCUUCCGCGGGGAAGGGAGGGGCGGGGCGGGGGUCUUGCCCCGAGGCUGGGGCCGUGGCCCGGAGCCGGGUCCGCUUCCCUGCCGGCCAGCAAGGGAAGGCUUUGCCCUGGAAUUCAGGGCGGCGCGUCCCCCCCGAGCCCCCUUUCUCCCGGCGCCGAGCGGCGGUGCCGGCCCCGCCUGCCCCCGCCCGGCGCCGCCCCGAGCGCUGCGGCUCCCCCUCGAAAUUCCGCCGGAGCCCUUUCAAACAACAAGGGCUUGGAAGCAGGGAGGCAGGCAGGGAGGGACGGCCGGCCGGCCGACGCUUCCAGCGGGAUCCUGGGAGCUGUAGUCGGCACCCGAUUACUAAAUGGCAGGUUGUGGAAUGGGAUCGCGGCUUUGUUGUCUAGCUCUAGUGAUGUUUCACUGCAGAGAAAUAGUCCCCCUAGUGUGCCUUGGCUGAAGGGAGCCCGCUGAUGCUACAAUUCAUCUAGGUAUAAGUGUAUUAAAAAGUUACAAGCAGCGGUUGUAGCAUAUAGGAGCAUUCAAAGAAAUAACAGGAAAAAAUAAAGGCGAAAGGCUGAGGUGUUAAAA